Messenger RNA from Solanum lycopersicum (tomato), 488 nucleotides. RefSeq lists its product as uncharacterized. Lineage: Eukaryota; Viridiplantae; Streptophyta; Magnoliopsida; Solanales; Solanaceae. The record is from RefSeq and is a predicted model, not a curated record.
AUUUUCGGUUUUAACUCGGAACUCAUAUUUGAAGUCGUGAAAAUCAUAAACUCAGGGAGGUAAAAACAACUGAACAAGCUCUUUGUUUGUGAUUUAGAAACGAUAGUGGGGCGUAAGAGUAAAAAGGCUAUGGAGGGAGGCGAGGAAUCUAACAAGAAUGGGAAAGGCGAAGUGAAGAAGAUAACAAAACCCCCUUUCAGACCCGCAAAAGAUGACACAAAGCCACUUCUUCAAGACCCAAUACUCAGAUCAGACCCAAUUGAGACUGAGGAAGCUCUCCUGCGCUUGCCUCCUUUUCCUAUUUCUAAACCCAAAUCUCAAAUUCAAUGAAUUUACUCUAUUUAUUUGGGCAAGAAAUCUGUUUCUAUGAAAUUUGACUCUUCUGAAAAAACCCUUUUUACCAACAACUAUAUAUUCUCUCUACAAAAUAUUACUAUGGCUAGUUUCUUGUCCUGUUAUCGUAUUGUGCUGUUACUAUCUUCCAUUUA